AUGGCGGCAAACAACAAGCCCACUUCGGUAGCUAAGGACCUCUUCGAGGAUAUGGGUCGUCAGGUCGAGGGCAUGAAGUCCUCGACUGAAGACGGCGAUGACCAGAGAGUCGUCGACGAGAUUGAGAGUUUGUGCAUGAACUGCCACGCCGACCUGACUCUCUUCCAGGGCAUGACCCGCCUACUCCUCACCCGCAUCCCUUAUUUCCGCGAAAUCGUCCUCUCAUCCUUCUACUGCCCCCACUGCAGCUUCAAGAACACCGAGAUCUCAUCUGCCGGCCAAAUCCAGGAACGCGGCUCAAAAUACGUCUUCAAGGUCGAAAACGCCGACGAUUUUCAAAGAUCCGUCGUCAAGGGCGAUGGCUGCGCUUUCAGAAUCGAAGACAUUGAUCUCGAGAUCCCUCAGGGAAGAGGUCAAAUGACAAACAUCGAGGGUAUUCUCGCCGGUGUCAAGGAGGACCUUUCGCAAAACCAGGAAGCCAGAAUGGAGCAAAUGCCCGAAGCUGGCGCGAAAGUCGCCGAGAUCAUCCAGGCGCUUGGUGAUAUGUUGGAUGGAAACAGAUACCCCUUUACCGUCUCCGCUGAAGACCCCACCGGAAACUCAUUCAUCCAACCCUCUCCCACCGACGCCCGCCAUAAAUACACCCGCACCGAAUUCGACAGAACACCCGAACAAAACGCCGCUCUCGGACUUGGAGAAGAGGCAGCACCUGUUGACGGCCAAGACGCACCCGCCACAGAAAUCAGACCCGAAUACCGCGCUGCCGAUGGUCUGGUAGGCGGUGAUGCCCCCCGCACAGUCACGACCAACAACGUCGACGACGAAGACAUUCGCGAAAACGAAGUCUACUCCUUCCCAGCAAGUUGUCCAGGUUGCACGCGCCACUGCACCACAAACAUGAAAAUGGUAAACAUUCCCUUCUUCAAGCAAGUCGUCCUCAUGAGCACCGUAUGCGAACACUGCGGCUACCGCAGCAACGAAGUCAAAACCGGUGGCGAGGUGCCCGAGAAGGGCUCCCGCAUCACGCUUUCCGUAAACACACCCGAGGACUUGGCCAGAGAUGUCCUCAAGUCCGAAUCAGCAGCUCUGCAUUGUCCAGAGUUGGGUCUCCGCGUGGAGCCCGGCACCCAAGGUGGCCGCUUCACCACCGUCGAAGGCCUGCUCACAAACUUCCGCAAGGACCUGCGCGCCCAAGCUUUCGGACUCGAAAACGGCGACGAUGAGCAGGAACUCCGUGCAGCUGCAGACUCCAUGCAAAGCGAUACCAAACGCACCUGGGAAGAAUUCUUCGCCUCUUUGGGGGAAGCCAUUGAGGGCAAGAGACCUUUUACGGUGGUCAUUGAAGAUCCGCUGGCUUCCUCGUAUGUGCAGAGUUAUACUGCUCCUGCGCCAGACCCGCAGAUCAAGGUUGAAGAGUACGAGAGGACUGCUGAGGAAGAAGAGGAUUUGGGAUUGAAGGAUAUCAACACUGAGGAUUAUGGAUACACGCAGCAGAGUGAGGAGAAGACUGAGGAGACUACCACCACCGAAUGA
Aureobasidium namibiae CBS 147.97 is the source of this 1533-nucleotide messenger RNA. Its product is annotated as zf-ZPR1-domain-containing protein. Gene Ontology annotation, cellular component: cytoplasm; nucleus. Gene Ontology annotation, molecular function: zinc ion binding. NCBI's taxonomy places the organism in Eukaryota, Fungi, Ascomycota, Dothideomycetes, Dothideales, Saccotheciaceae. The transcript is spliced from 2 exons. The record is from RefSeq and is a predicted model, not a curated record. Bases 1 to 1533 code for a protein of 510 amino acids.